Molecule: messenger RNA, 15597 nt
Organism: Coregonus sp. 'balchen'
Lineage: Eukaryota; Metazoa; Chordata; Actinopteri; Salmoniformes; Salmonidae
Source: the annotation of a GenBank genome assembly
AUGGCAGUAGUGAGGUUCUACAGUAAGGAGGCUGAGAGGGGGCGGGUCUUACAGACCGCUGCUCAGCUUCAACCCCAGCUGUCAAUCACCAGUGAGCUCUGCUACAAUGUUGAGCUGACAGGUGAGUGUGUUUGUGCAUGUGUGUAUAAUGUAUAUGAGUGAAAGAUACACACAAAUACUUAGGCUGACUGGCUGUCGCUAUCUGGAAGGCCAAAGUUAGUUACUUUAAGGAGCAGUUCUCUCUGUGGGUCUAACCCCAAGAAGUUCUGGACAAUGGUGAAGGAACUGGAGAAUAUUCCCUCCUCCUCACAGCUGCCCAUGUUCCUUAAUGUUGAUGAUGUGGUUGUUACUGACAAAGAGCACAUGGCUGAGCUCUUUAAUCACCACUUCAUUUGACUCAGCCAUGCCUCCUUGCUUGUCCAACAUUUCCUCAUCUCCCAGUCCUUUAAUGCGACUAUCCCUGAUGCUCCUCCCUCUUUUUCCCCUGCCCCGCUACAAAGUUUCUCCCUGCAGGCGGUCACGGAGUCCGAGGUGCUAAAGGAGCUCCUUAAACUUGACACCAAAAAACCAUCUGGGUCAGAUGGUUUAGAUCCUUUCUUCUUUAAGGUUGCAGCCCCUAUCAUCGCUGAGCCUAUCUCUCACCUUUUUAACCUGUCUCUCCUCUCUGGUGAGGUUCCCAUUGCUUGGAAGGCAGCCACUGUGCGUCCUUUAUUUAAAGGGGGAGAUCAAGCUGAUCCUAACUGUUAUGGGCCAAUUUCUAUCUUGCCCUGUUUAUUAAAGGUGUUUUGUCUAUAUUGUCUAUAAAAUUUGUCUAUAAUCAACUGACUGGCUUUUUUAAUGUCUAGUAUUCUCUCUGGUAUGCAAUCUGGUUUCCGCUCAGGUUAUGGAUGUCACUGCAACCUUAAAGAUCCUAAAUUAUGUCACCAUUGCCCUUGAUUCUAAGCAAUGUUGUGUUGCUAUUUUUAUUGACCAAAGAGUGCAGUGUAUAAAGUUAGAACAUCUGCUAUCUCAGCCACUGCCUGUCACCAAGGGAGUACCCCAAGGCUCGAUCCUAGGCCCUUCUCAAUUUACAUCAACAACAUAGCUCAGGCAGUAUAAAGCGCUCUCAUUCAUUAAUAUGCAGAUUAUAUAGUCUUCUACUCAGCUGGCCCCUCCCUGGAUUUUGUGUUAAACGCUCUACAACAAAGCUUUCUUGGUGUUCAACAAGCUUUCUCUGCCUUAACCUUGUUCUGAACACCUCCAAAACAAAGGUCAUGUGGUUUGGUAAGAAGAAUGCCUCUCUCCCCACUGGUGUGAUUACUACAUCUGAGGUUUUAGAGCUUGAUGUAGUCACCUCAUACAAGUAUGGCUAGAUAGUACACUGUCCUUCUCUCAGCACAUAUCCAAGCUGCAGGCUAAGGUUAAAUCUGGACUUGGUUUCCUCUAUCGUAAUCGCUCCUCUUUCACCCCAGCUGCCAAACUAACUCUGAUUCAGAUGACCAUCCUACCCAUGCUAGAUUAGAGAUGUAAUUUAUAGAUGUUCUUUACCAUUCGGCCUUCAGAUUUGCCACCAAUGCUCCUUAUAGGACACAUCACUGCACUCUAUACUCCUCUGUAAACUGUCCGUCUCUGUAUACCCGACGGAAGACCCACUGGUUGAUGCGUAUUAAAAAAAUAAAUUUGAAAUGAAGGUAAACAAAAAAAAGUGUCUUUAGCAAAUAUUAGACUCUAAUUCUCUCUCUCCCGUCCUCCCUCAUCUCUCUCCCUUUCCUCCCCUAGGUGCUGAGUCUCUGAGUGCAGAGCAGAGGGAGGUGCUGCUGUGGCUGUUCCGCCCCGCUUUGCAGACAGAACAGCUGUCUGACAAACCAUACCUGACAGAGGGAGAGGGAGGAACACUGGUGGAGAUUGGACCUAGGUACACACACACACCCGCGGGCCUAGAGUAUAGUGAAAUGUUCAAAUCAACCCUUGCGCCCCACUGUUGAUGUGUUGUGGUCUAAUGUUCUUUGUUUGUGCUGCCCCCUCUAGGUUGAACUUUUCAACUGCAUGGUCCACUAACGCUGUGUCCAUCUGUCAGAGUGCUGGACUGACCAGCGUCACCAGAGUAGAGCUGUCCAGAAGACUGCUGAUACAAGUACACAAAUACACAGACACACACAAUUUAGGUGCAAUUUCUCAGGCUGCCAUAUCGCACAAGGGGACAACUCCUGGGUCAAUUCUAACUCUCCUGUCCCUUUCUCUCUCCUCCCUCCAGCCCAAGGAUGGACAGAGUGAGACAGUGCUGGGUGGAGAGGUGGAGAGACUGGUCAGCAGUCUGUAUGACGGUAUGACUGAGUGUGUGUACACACAUCCCAUCUCCUCCUUCACUGUGGCAACCAAACCACAGGAAGUGUUUGAGGUAGACAUCCUGGGGAAAGGACGAGCUGCCCUGGAGACCGCUAACGACGAGCUGGGUGAGUACACACACGCACAUGUUAACGUUAGAUAUCUCAUCAGGUCUUCUAUCUGUUCCUUCCUGUCUACAGUUUUCUUUAUUUUCUCACUCUUUUUCUGAUGUCAGCUAUCUCUUGUUGUCCUCUCUAACAUUUCCUUUUCCCUCCCCCUCUCUCAUUCUCCAGUCCAUCUCCUUAUGGGAGUAUGCCUACUUUGUCACAUGAUGUGUAAUCUAAUGACAUAGAUGGUUGAAGUCACAGGACUGUGACAGUGUCAUUGAUUAGCUCACGUGUGUCUGUAAUUACACUAAGGCACACUUUGUGUGUUUGUGUAAUUAGAUUAAAGCAUGCUGUGUGAGCAGUGAUUUAACCGUUUGCAAUAUCAAUGUGUGUGUAGUAAAUUCAAUCCCUCACACUUUCUGAGAGGCCUGUGGAGUUGAAGGCUGAAUAACAAACUCACCCACAUGAACAGCUUUCCCUUGAUCACUAGUCUUAUUUUUUGAAUUGUGGCCUUGAGGAAGUGAGCUCCCUGUUUCAUCUGUCAUGUUUCAUUGUUGAUCCAAAUAACAUAUUCAAGUGUGCGUGUGUGUAGGUCUGGCCUUUGACUCGUGGGAUCUGGACUACUACACAUCGUUGUUCCAGAGAGUGAAGAGGAACCCCACCAGUGUGGAGUGUUUCGACCUCGCCCAGUCCAACAGGUAGGUGUGUUUUGUUGGUGGUGUACUCUUUAUUCUUCCUUCAGCCUAAGAGAAAGUAUUUGGUAUGUAGUAGUUGCCGUUUUUUCAUUUCCUGUCUCUGUGCCGCCCCUCCCUCAGUGAGCACAGUCGUCAUUGGUUCUUCCGGGGGCGUAUGGUGAUUGACGGACAGGAGCAGAAGGAGACUCUGUUCAGCCUCAUCAUGGACACCCAGCGUCAUAGCAACCAGAACAACGUCAUCCAGUUCUGUGACAACAGCAGGUAGGAGAGAUGGUGUAAGGAAGGACUCUUUUACAAAAUGUCACACAAUGAUGGUGUGACAUUUCAUAGCGUGUGUGUGUGUGUGUAGUGGUAUAAAGGGGAUGGAGGUGGAGUGUAUGUACCCCAGAGACCCUUGCCAGGCCAGUUCCUACGAGUUGAGACGCUCUGAAAGACACGUCAUCUUCACUGCUGAGACACACAACUUCCCCACUGGUGAGAACAUACGCACACACUCACACAGGUCAGGAGCAUGUUAAAGAGAUCUUUCAUACAUAUAUUUACACACCUUUUUGAAAUCUCCUCUCUCCCUGCCUUCCCCCUUCUUUAUUUAACCCCAGGUGUCGCUCCGUUCAGUGGUGCAACCACAGGGACAGGAGGGCGUAUCAGAGAUGUGCAGAGUGCUGGGCAGGGCGGGCACGUUGUUGCUGGCACCGCCGGAUACUGCUUUGGCAACCUCCACAUACCUGGUAAGUGUCUGGAGAGAUGUCUAUCUGUACCUGCCUCUGUCUGUCGUGAGGAUCAUGGAAAUGGCUGGAAACUUUGCUUGAGUAAAUUAUGACCAAUUGUCCAUCUCAUCUUCUCCCCCCAUCCUUCUCAUCUCUCCCCCCAUCUCAUCUUCUCCCCCAUCCAUCUCCUCUCUCCCCCCAUCCAUCUCCUCUCUCCCCCCAUCCAUCUCUUCUCUCCUCUCUCCCUCCACCCUUCUCCUCUCUCCCCCCACCCUUCUCCUCUCUCCCCCCACCCUUCUCCUCUCUCCCCCCACCCUUCUCCUCUCUCCCCCCCACCCUUCUCCUCUCUCCCCCACCCUUCUCCUCUCUCCCCCCACCCUUCUCCUCUCUCCCCCCACCCUUUUUCUCUCUCCCCCCACCCCGUUUCCUCUCUCCCCCCACCCGUCUCCUCUCUCCCCAUCCUUCUCCUCUUUCCCCCCACCCCGUCUCCUCUCUCCCUCCACCCCUUCUCCUCUCUCCCCCCCCCAUCCUUCUCCUCUCUCCCCCCCAUCCUCCUCCUCUCUCCCCCCCAUCCUUCUCCACCCUCCCCAGGUUACAGCCUGCCAUGGGAGUGUAAGGGGGAGGGGUGGGAGUACCCCCCCAGCUUCGCCUCUCCCCUGCAGGUGGUCAUCGGAGCCAGUGACGGAGCGUCGGACUACGGCAACAAGUUUGGAGAGCCAGUCCUGGCAGGUACAGACACGAUCACUGGAAACAACAGCAGCAUCUGAAAUUGCACCCUAGAAGAAAAGUGCUCAAAAUAGCCCACGUUAACAUAUGUAGCUUAAGAAACAAGGUUCAUGAAAUCAGUAAUUUGCUAGUAACAGAUUACAUUCAUAUUCUGACUAUCUCUGAAACUCACUUAGAUAAUUCCUUUGAUGAUACAGUGGUAGCAAUACAAUGUUAUAACAUUUACAGAAAAUAUAGAAAUGUCAAUGGUGGAGGUGUUGCUGUUUAUAUUCAGGAUCUCAUGUUAAAUACUGUUGAAGUAAUAUGGCUACAGGUUCAUCUGCCUCACCUAAUGCCCAUUCUGGUGGGAAGCUGCUAUAGACCACCAAGUGCUAACAGUCAGUAUCUGGAUAACAUGUGUGAAAUGCUUGAUAAUGUAUGUGAUAUCAAUACAAGAGGUAUACUUUCUGGGUGAUUUAAAUAUUGACUGGCUUUCAUCAGGCUGCCCACUCAAGAGAACGCUUCAAACUGGCGGCAGGUAGCUUAGUGGGUAAGAGCGUUGUGCCAGUAACCGAAAGGUCGCUGGUUCUAAUCCCCGAGCCGACUAGGUGAAAAAUCUGUCGAUGUGCCCUUGAGCAAGGCACUUAACCCUAAUUGCUCCUGUAAGUCGCUCUGGAUAAGAGCGUCUGCUAAAUGACAAAAAUAAAUAAAUAAAUAAAUAAAAAUAAGAUAGAAAAAUGAUAAAAAAUAUAUUUCCAAAAAAAAUAAUGUAACCGGUGCCUGCAACCUAGUUCAGGUUAUCAGGGUAGUUACAAACAGUACAGGAAUGAAAUCAUCAACAUGUAUUGAUCAUAUCUUUACUAAUGCUGCAGAGAUUUGUUUGAAAGCAGUAUCCAAAUCCAUUGGAUGUAGUGAUCACAAUAUCGACAACAAACUUUCAGCAGGCUUAUAGAGAAGGACAUUCAACAAGCACAGCACUUACACAAAUGACUGAUGAUUGGCUGAGAGAAAUUGAUGGUAAAAAUAUUGUGGGGGCUGUUUUGUUAGAUUUCAGUGCGGCUUUUGACAUUAUCGAUCAUAGUCUGCUGCUGGAAAAACGUAUGUGUUAUGGCUUUACUCCCCCUGCUACAGUGCCUUGCAAAAGUAUUCAUCCCCCUUGGCGUUUUUCCUAUUUUGUGAAAUGUCAAAUGUCAGAAUAAUAGUAGAGAAUGAUUUAUUUCAACUUUGAUUAUUUUCAUCACAUUCCCAGUGGGUCAGAAGUUUACAUACACUCAAUUAGUAUUUGGUAGCAUUGCCUUUAAAUUGUUUAACUUGGGUCAAACGUUUCGGGUAGCCUUCCACAAGCUUCCCACAAUAAGUUGGGUGAAUUUUGGCCCAUUACUCCUGACAGAGCUGGUGUAACUGAGUCAGGUUUUGUAGGCCUCCUUGCUCGCACACGCUUUUUCAGUUCUGCCCACAAAUGUUCUAUAGGAUUGAGGUCAGGGCUUUGUGAUGGCCACUCCAAUACCUUGACUUUGUUGUCCUCAAGCCAUUUUGCCACAACUUUGAAAGUAUGCUUGGGGUCAUUGUCCAUUUGGAGGCCUAUUAGCGACCAAGCUUUAACUUCCUGACUGAUGUCUUACAUUUACAUUUUAGUCAUUUAGCAGACGCUCUUAUCACGAGCGACUUACAGGAGCAAUUAGGGUUAAGUGCCUUGCUCAAGGGCACAGACAGAUUUUUCACCUCGUCGGCUCAGGGAUUAGAACCAGCGACCUUUCUUAUACUGGCACAACGCUCUUAACCACUAAGCUACCUGCCGCCUGAGAUGUUGCUUCAAUAUAUCCACAUAACUUUCCUUCCUCAUGAUGCCAUCUAUUUUGUGAAGUGCACCAGUCCCUCCUGCAGCAAAGCACCCCCACAGCAUGAUGCUGCCAUCCCCGUGCUUCACGGUUGGGAUGGUGUUCUUCGGCUUGCAAGCAUCCACCUUUUUCCUCCAAACAUAAUGAUGGUCAUUAUGGCCAAACAGUUAUAUUUUUGUUUCAUCAGACCAGAGGACAUUUCUCCAAAAAGUACGAUCUUUGUCCCCAUGUGCAGUUGCAAACCGUAGUCUGGCUUUUUUAUGGCGGUUUUGGAGCAGUGGCUUCUUCCUUGCUGAGCGGCCUUUCAGGUUAUGUCGAUAUAGGACUUGUUUUACUGUGGAUAUAGAUGUCUUGGAAUGGCCUAGUCAAAGCCCAGACCUCAAUCCAAUUGAGAAUCUGUGGUAUGACUUAAAGAUUGCUGUACACCAGCGGAACCCAUCCAACUUGAAGGAGCAGGAGCAGUUUUGCCUUGAAGAAUGGGCAAAAAUCCCAGUGGCUAGAUGUGCCAAGCUUAUAGAGACAUACCCCAAGAUACUUGCAGCUGUAAUUGCUGCAAAAGGUGGCUCCUACAAAGUAUUGACUUUGGGGGGGUGAAUAGUUAUGCACGCUCAAGUUUUCUGGUUUUUUGUCUUAUUUCUUGUUUGUUUCACAAGAAAAAAUGUUUUGCAUCUUCAAAGUGGUAGGAAUGUUGUGUAAAUCAAAUGAUACAAACCCCCCAAAAAUCCAUUUGAAUUCCAGGUUGUAAGGCAACAAAAUAGGAAAAAUAGUCCAAGGGGGGUGAAUACUUUCGCAAGCCACUGUAUAUUGUGGAUACAGAGUUACCUGUCUAACAGAACACAGAGUGUUCUUUAAUGGAAGCCUCUCCAACAUAAUCCAGGUAGAAUCAGGAAUUCCCCAGGGCAGCUGUCUAGGCCCAUUACUUUUUUCAAUAUUUACUAAUGACAUGCCACUGGCUUUGAGUAAAGCCAGAGUGUCUAUGUAUGUGGAUGACUCAACACUAUACAUGUCAGCUACUACAGCGACUGAAAUGACUGCAACACUUAACAAAGAGAUGCAGUUAGUUUCAGAGUAAGUGGCAAGGAAUAAGUUAGUCCUACAUAUUUCUAAAACUAAAAGCAUUGUAUUUGGGACAAAUCAUUCACUAAACCCUAAACCUCAACUAGAUCUUGUAAUAAAUAAUGUGGAAAUUGAGCAAGUUGAGGUGUCUAAACUGCUUGUAGUAACUCUGGAUUGUAAACUGUCAUGGUCAAAACAUAUUGACACAACAGUAAUUAAGAUGGGGAGAAGUAUGUCCAUAAUAAAGCGCUACUCUACCUUCUUAACAGCACUAUCAACAAGGCAGGUCCUACAGGCCCUAGUUUUGUCACACCUGGACUACUGUUCAGUCGUGUGGUCAGGUGCCACAAAAAAGGACUUGACUUCAUCACUACUUGUAUUUAUUAGAGGUAUUGACAUGUUGAAUGCAUCGAGCUGUCUGUUUGAACUACUGGCGCACAGCUCGGACACAUGCAUACCCCACAAGACAUGCCACCAGAGGUCUCUUCACAGUCCCCAAGUCCAGAAAAGGCUAUGGGAGGCGCACAGUACUACAUAGAGCCAUGACUACAUGGAACUCUAUUCCACAUCAAGUAACUGAUGCAAGUAGUAAAAUUAGAUUAAAACAACGGAUUAAAAAAACACCCUAUGGAAGAGCGGGGACUGUGAAGCAACACAAACAUAGACACAUGCAUACACACACACGGUAACAUAUGCGCUAUACACACACGUACACAUAGGUUUUGUACUGUAGAUAUGUGGUAGUGGUGGAGUAGGGGCCUAAGGGCACACAGUGUGUUGUGAAAUCUGUGAAUGUAGUGUAAUGUUUAAAAUUAUAUGAACUGCCUUAAUUUUGCUGGACCCCAGGAAGAGUAGCUGCUGCCUUGGCAGCAGCUAAUGGGGAUCCAUAAUAAAUACAAAUAUAGUGCUGCUGAAGUACUUCAAUAGUAGUGCGCUAUAUAGGGAAUAGAGUGCCAUUUCAUACACCCUGAUCAAAAGUGGUGCAACGUCUAGGGAAUAGGGUCCCAUUUCAGACUUAACCAACAUGAGAGAAACUUUUUUUGUUGUUGGUUGAAACCACAGUAGGUAAACUUGCUCUCUGUCUCCAUCCAGGCUUUGCUCGGUCCUUCGGCAUGCGACUGGCCAGUGGGGAGAGGAGAGAGUGGAUCAAACCAAUCAUGUUCAGCGGUGGGCUGGGCUCCAUCGAAGACGCACAUGUGAAGAAGGAGCAGGCGGAGAAAGGUGAGAUCUUUGGUUAGAGCUGAUUGGUCAACGCGUGGAAAUCGACUAGGUCAUUUAUUGACAUUAUAUGAUUAUUUUAAACAUCAUAGAAUUACUGCCAGUCUGUAAACACAACUGUUACUUGAGCUGUUGUGUUUGUCAGGAAUGGAGGUGGUGAAGAUCGGGGGUCCGGUUUACAGGAUCGGAGUGGGGGGGGGGGGCUGCCUCCUCUAUCCAAGUGCAGGGUGAUAACUCCAGUGCCAGAGACCUGGGGGCGGUGCAGAGAGGAGAUGCUGAGAUGGAACAGAAGAUGAACCGGGCUCUCAGGGCCUGUCUGGAGAGAGCGGGAGGAAACCCUAUCUGUAGUAUACAUGACCAGGGGGCGGGGGGCAAUGGUAAGGAGAGUGUGUGUGUGACAAAGCUGAGGAACGGAAGUCUGAGUUGUGAUUGAUUGUGUAUUUGUGUGUUAGAUUUUGUAGUUGUGUGUUGGGUGUGUAGUUGUGUGCUGGGUGUUGGAUUAAUGUAGUUGUGUUGUAGGUAACGUGUUGAAGGAGCUGUGUGAGCCGGCGGGAGCUGUGAUCUAUUGCAGCAGGUUUAAGAGAGGAGACCCCACCCUCAGUGUGUUGGAGCUGUGGGGGGCGGAGUACCAGGAGAGCAACGCCAUGCUCAUCCGCCAAUCAGAUCACUCCUUCCUGGAGAGGGUGUGUCAGAGGGAGAAGUGCCCUGUUGACUUUGUAGGAAACAUCACCGGAGAUGGAAAGGUAAAGAGAGGGAGGGAGGAAAGGGGAGAAUUUCUGCUCACAACUGAAUCACAUUCUUUUUCAUUUUACCACACAACUUUCAAAUGGGUUGUGAGUGAUCUUAAUAAUGGUCUCUCUCCAUGUGUAGAUAGUGCUAGUGAAUGAUGUGGGUGUUGGUGCAGGAGAGGACAAGACAGACAGAGUGCGCUGUCCUGUAGACCUCCAUCUGGACUGGGUGCUGGGGAAGAUGCCCCAGAAGGACUUUGUCAUGGAGAGGAUGACCCCUGACCUCAAGCCUCUGUCUCUUCCCACUGGGCUGGGUGUAAGAGAUGCCCUAGACAGAGUCCUACGCCUGCCCGCCGUCGCCUCCAAACGCUACCUUACUAACAAGGUGUGUGUGUUUUAGGGAUUUCACUCUCAGUAGUAUUUGAUCCUCACGUUAAAAACAUUAAAAAAAUUAAAUUAAGGCCGUUAGGUUUAGUACCGUAAUUUUCGGACUAUAAGCCGCGCCUUUUUUCCAAAUUUUUCAACCCUGCGGCUUAUAUAACGGUGUGGCUAAUCUAUGGAUUUUUACAGCUAACGGCCACUAGAAGACCUCCUAAAUCUAUGGAUUUUACAGGUUACAGUCCACCAACUUUAACUCUAUGGGCUCUAUGACCGGUCUGCGCCCCCCACCUUUAAGUGGCGGGCUCCAGCAGGAAAAGCUGGAGGCCGGAAAAGAGUGAGACGGGUAGCGCGCAAAAGUAAAAGUGGAACCGAGAGUGGUACGAGAGACAGAACGAGAGACAGAACGAGAGCAAGACAGACAUUACGAGAGCGAGACAGUUUGUCUCUUUCCCGACAAUCCCCUCUGUGCACGAACCCUUACAUAUGGUAAUUAAACAUUAAAAGACCUGCGGCUUAUAUAUGUACACAUCAUUCAAUAUCAUUCAAUUUAGCUGCUGCGGCUUAUACUCCGGUGCGCCUUAUAGUGCGGAAAAUACGGUAAAUAAAAUGUUUUGGUAGAGAGAGAAGCUCUGAGCUCGUUUUGUAUCCUCUGUCUCCCUUAAUCUCUCUCUCUCUCUUCUGUGUCUCCGUCCCUCCCUCUUCUGUGUCUCCGUCCCUCCCUCUUCUGUGUCUCCAUCCCUCUCUCUUCUGUGUCUCCAUCCCUCUCUCUUCUGUGUCUCCAUCCCUCUCUCUUCUGUGUCUCCAUCCUCUCUCUUCUUGUCUCCAUCCCUCUCUCUCUGUGUCUCCAUCCCUCUCUCUUCUGUGUCUCCAUCCCUCUCUCUCUGUGUCUCCAUCCUCUCCUUCCCUCUCUCUUCUGUGUCUCCAUCCCUCUCUCUUCUGUGUCUCCAUCCCUCUCUCUUCUCUGUCUCCAUCCCGCUCUCUUCUCUGUCUCCAUCCCGCUCUCUUCUGUGUCUCCAUCCCUCUCUCUUCUGUGUCUCCAUCCCUCUCUCUUCUGUGUCUCCAUCCCUCUCUCUUCUGUGUCUCCAUCCCUCUCUCUUCUGUGUCUCCAUCCCUCUCUCUUCUCUUCUGUCUCCAUCCCUCUCUCUUAUCUUCUGUCUCCAUCCCUCUCUCUUCUGUGUCUCCAUCCCUCUCUCUUCUGUGUCUCCAUCCCUCUCUCUUCUGUGUCUCCAUCCCUCUCUCUUCUGUGUCUCCAUCCCUCUCUCUUCUGUGUCUCCAUCCCUCUCUCCCCUCCCUUUCUCAGGUGGACCGGUCCGUUACAGGUCUGGUUGCCCAGCAACAGUGCGUUGGUCCUCUCCACACCCCAUUGGCUGAUGUCGCUGUCGUUGCUCUAUCGCCAUUCGGCCUGAAGGGGGCGGCAACCGCCAUCGGGGAACAACCAAUCAAAGGUCUCGUUUCCCCGGGGGCGGGAGCUCGCAUGGCCGUGGGGGAAGCGCUGACCAAUCUGGUGUUUGCUGAAGUCACAGCUCUGAAGGUAAUCGAAUAUAACAGGGGCACGGUUAGAAUCACAGCCCUGACAGGAACAGAAAAUUAUAGGCAUGCAAUGAUCACAGUAAGAGAUAAUUAUAAGGGUGCAAUGAAAUUGACCACAGUCAAAGCCCUUCAGAAAGACAGAAAACUUAGCAAAAAUCAGCACCAGUCUCUCUGUGCUAAGUGCUGACUGUGUGUGUGUUCUCAGGAUGUAAAGUGCAGUGGUAACUGGAUGUGGGCGGCAAAGCUCCCUGGUGAAGGGGCAUGUCUCUGGGAGGCGUGUCAGGCCAUGUGUGAUGUCAUGGGUCAGCUGGGUGUGGCCAUCGAUGGAGGGAAGGACUCACUGAGCAUGGCUGCUAGAGUUGGGACAGAGACUGUCAAAGCACCAGGUACAUUGUGUGUGUGUUUAGGGGUCUGUGUGUGUGUUUGGGACAGGCAGUGUGUUUUUUAGUACAGUGUGUGUUGUGUAUAAAUCUGUCUUCUCUCUAGGUGCUCUGGUCAUCUCUGUGUAUGCUGUGUGUCCUGACAUCACGGCUACUGUUACCCCUGACCUGGAGAACCCUGACGGCCAAGGUACGCUACUCACGCAUACACACACACACUCUUGAACAGACACAUUCACACAGCACAUCACAAUACUGACACAGCUCAACAUUUAAACCUUUUCCACACACACACACCUCUCUAACAUUCCUCCUCUCCAGGUGUGUUGCUGUGGGUUCCCGUGAGUCCAGGUCACUACAGACUGGGAGGGUCAGCUCUGGCCCAGUGUUACGGUCAGUUAGGUGACCACUCACCUGACCUCGACCGCCCGGAGCUACUGACUGCCUGCUUCAAUACCACACAGAUCCUUCUACACGGUCAGUCACGCUUUAUAUCAGUAUGUCUAAUAUACUGUAACUGUACUGUCUGCUGAGUGUAUCAUACCAGUGUAUUAUAGUCAGUAUUGUAUCAUACCAGUGUACUGUCGGAGUGUAUUGUAGAAGUGUGUUAUGUGUGUUGCAGACCGCCUGCUGAGUGCAGGACAUGACAUCAGUGACGGAGGGCUCCUUUCCUGUCUGCUUGAGAUGGCGUUCGCAGGGAAUCGUGGGAUAGACGUGGACCUGCCCUCUCUGGGUGCUGGAGGUCAGUAUGACAGAGAAUUCCAUUACUUUAUUUAAACCCCUAAGGGGCAAGGAAGGCAUCAAUAUUCUCUAUAUGCAAUACAUACAACACAGAGCUCUCUCACUUACCAUCUCUCCCUCUCUCUAUGUCCCCUCCCCCUCUCUUCCUAUAGUCCUGGAGGUGUUAUUCAGUGAGGAGUUGGGCUUGGUAGUGGAGGUGUGUAAGAGGGACGUGGAGAGUGUGUGUCAGAGGUACACACACGCUGGACUACAGUGUCACCGCAUCGGCACCACCCAAGGCUUCGGACCAGAGUCCAUGGUGAGACAGACACACUAUUUAUAUCACUAUUGUUUGUCUUGGAUGAUCAUAUCGUGCAGAAUCCUAAGUUAGAUACUUAAGCAGUAAGGCCCGGGGGGUGUGGUAUAUGGCCAAUAUACCAUGGCUAAGGGCUGUUCUUAAGUGCCUGGAUACAGCCCUUAGCUGUGGUAUAUUGGCAAUAUACUGUACCACAAACCCCCAAGGUGCCUUAAUGCUAUUAUAAACUGGUUACCAACCUAAUUAGAGCAGUACAAAUAAAUGUUUUGUCAUACCCAUGGUAUAUGGUCUGAUAUACCACGGCUAUCAGUAUUCAGGGCUCGAACCACCCAGUUUAUAAUAUAGAAUUGAGCACUUGACUCAAACUCAGAUAAGUAAUGCAUUGAUAUCAAUGUUUUUUGGGGGAUGUUGUUUAAUUUUUGUUGUUGUUGACAUUGUCCUUCCUCUUCCUGUCUCAGGUCAGAGUUCAUGUGGACGGACAGGAAGUGCUGAGAGAGCGUCUGCCCAGCCUCCGGGCGUUGUGGGAGGGCACCAGUUUCCAGCUUGAGCGCCUGCAGGCCAAUCAGCUGUGUGUACAGCAGGAAGAGGAGGGGCUAGCCUCACGCACACAGCCCUACUUCAAACUCACCUUUGACCCCAUGGAGAAACCCAGCAUGAACGGUCUGGGUGCAGGCCAGCCUCGCGUGGCUGUGGUCAGAGAGGAGGGCAGCAACGGAGACAGAGAGAUGGCCGUCUCUCUCUACAUGGCUGGCUUUGAGGUACCGCGCACACAUACACACAUACACAUACAUACACCUAAUUUGUUUGUGACACGUCUCUCUCUCUGUGUCUAUAUCUAGGUAUGGGAUGUGACCAUGCAGGACCUGUGUUCAGGCUCUUUAACUCUAGAGAUCUUCAAGGCUCUGGUGUUUGUAGGAGGAUUCAGCUAUGCAGACGUCCUGGGCUCAGCUAAAGGUAAGCACAAAGGCACACGCAUACAACAUGUACACAUACACACUCAUAUUCGCUUUAACCCUGUGUGUGUCUGUCUCCUGAUAGGCUGGGCUGCCACGGUGACCUAUAACCCCCGGGCCAGGGCGGAGUUUGAGCAAUUCCGCCGUCGUGACGACACGCUGAGUCUGGGUGUUUGCAACGGCUGUCAGCUCCUAGCCCUGCUGGGAUGGGUCGGAGAGGGGGAGGAGGGAGGAGGUGGUAGGCUAACCGUUUGGCUUUGGUGUCUACUUACUACAGUUUUCUUCCCAGAGAGUGAUUCAGCAAGACAAAGAUUAAUUUGAAGACUCUAUUUUGAGUACUGUUCCCUUAGACAUGACAGUCCCACUCACCCUCUUGCUGUGUGUUUGUCUCUACAGAGUCUGAGGUGGUCCUGACCCAUAACCAGUCCGGCAGGUUUGAGUCGAGGUUCGUCAGUGUGGGGAUCAAGGCCUCUCCUUCAGUCUGGCUCCGGGGCAUGGAGGGCUCUGCCCUGGGCGUCUGGGUGGCUCACGGGGAAGGUACAAUAAUCUUUAAAUAAUCUUCAGCCUAUCGAGCGUCAUAGACAACUAUUGCAAUUUUCGACAUGAUAAAUGUUGGCAAUGAUGCACGAACACCAAGGGUCAUCCAACUGAAACAAGGUUAUCUGUAAACGGUGUCCUUAUCCUCCCUCUCCAUCUUCUCCCUCUCUCCAGGUCUGGUUCAGUUCCGUUCCCCCCAGGUUCAGCAGCGUAUCAUCUCCUCCAGCCUCGCCCCCCUCCGUUACCUAGAUGACACGGGCGCACCCACUGAAGUGUACCCCCAGAACCCUAACGGCUCUCCCCAGGGCCUGGCGGGGCUGAGCUCCAGGGAUGGGCGCCACCUGGCCAUGAUGCCCCACCCGGAGCGCUGUACCUUGGGCUGGCAGUGGCCAUGGGCCCCAAGGGAGCUCCGGAGCUCCCUCAGCACCACCUCUCCCUGGCUACGCAUGUUUACUAACGCUGCUGCCUGGUGUAGUCAUCAACAGUGAGGGAGCUAGCUAGACAACACCGCUCUUUCACACUGUAGUCCAACUGUGGAAAUCAGAAUUGGGCUUGAAUGUCAGUUGCACUGCUGAAAUGGUCAAACAUUCCUAUUACUACCCCACAUCAUUACACGUUAUUCACUGUUCUGUUUUAACUGAACGCUGAAAUCAGUCUUUGUGUCAUUGUGACUUAAAAUAGUAUUUUCUGAAACUGAAAAGUAUUUGCAUAAAAUGUUUUACAUUCCAGAGAAUCAAUGCUGAAACAGACCCCACCAAUCACUGCACCGUGGUCAAAAGUAUCUGAUCAAUCACUUGAGCUGUCUUUAACAUUACAAAGGUCACGGUACUACUAACACAGUUUGAUUGGUCCUCUGUUUAUCACUGGUACGGUUCAAUUAUAUUGGGAGAUUUUGUAAUUUACUGACAAAUUGACAAAUGGUUUAAGAACUGUUAUUUUCUAUCAAACUGAGAACUAAUUAAAUAUAUUUCAAAGUGGAGAUGGAAUAACUGAUACAAUGAUAAUGUAUAUUUUAAUGUGUAGUUGAAUGUCUAUAUUGUAUUUUGAUGUGUAUUGUUCUGCUAAACAGGGCUCAAUAGUCAUUGGUCUCAGCAUUGACUCCCUGUUCAAUAAGGACGAAGAACAAACUUUCAGAACAAUAAAUACAUCAUUUAUAGAAUUUUACAAGUAUUCACAAUAUUAAUAUCAAGUAUUUACAGUUUCAUUUUAUAGUACUGACAUCACUGAGAAACCGCAGGGUUGCAUUGAGCAGGGUGCAAUAUAAUAGGUCUACAUUUAAGCUGCACCCCCCUGAACAGACCCCAGGCUUCAUUGAACCACUGAAGGCCAUUGAUAACGAUGAUAACACGGUCACCAAAAUAAAGGCUACAGGUAGGGUUGCAAAAUUCCAGGAACGUUCAAUAAAUUCCCUGUUUUUUUUCC